AUGACAGCUGAUAGGAAUCUAUAUGAUGUUGCUGAUGCUGUAGUCAUGCACCAUGUAGAUAUCAUGUAUGACAAAAAGUCAUUACCCCAGAAACCAAGACCUUAUUUUCAGCGUUGGGUCUGGUUCAACUUGGAGCCCCCAUUAAUCAUCACAAACUUAUAUUUUCUAGACAACCUUUUCAAUUUGACAAUGACAUUCCGUCAGGAUUCUGAUAUCUACAUACCAUAUGGUAGAAGUGAAACCUUGAAGAAGCCUCAGAACUUCACCAUUCCAGCCAAGUCCAAGUUGAUCUCUUGGGUAGUCAGUAAAUUGUACACUGGCUCACCUCGUGAAAUAUAUUAUGAGGAAUUGAAAAAACACAUCCAGAUAGAUAUGUAUGGUCAACGACACACAAAACUGAAUAAGGAAGAUUUCCAUAAAACUAUAUCCCAGUACAAAUUUUAUCUGUCAUUUGAGAAUUCUAUUUAUAAGGAUUAUAUAACUGAGAAAUUCUGGUCAAAUGCAUUUAAUUCAUGGGCUGUACCAGUCGUGUUGGGACCAUCUCGCAUGAACUAUGAGCGUUUUAUGCCUGGGGAUGCCUUCAUUCAUGUAGACGAUUUUUCCAGUCCUAAGAAACUUGCUGCUUAUCUUCUUGAGCUGGACAAGGAUGAAGAGCAGUACAAGAAAUAUUUUAACUGGAGAAAAUACUAUCGAAUAAAGAUAGAGGAUGGGUGGGCUAUUUGGUAUUGCAAAGCCUGUUGGGCACUGAAACAGAACAGAGAAUACCAGACAAUUCCUAGUGUGGCCAAAUGGUUUCUCGAAAAUGGCAAGCUAUAG
Molecule: messenger RNA, 816 nt
Organism: Pelobates cultripes (western spadefoot toad)
Lineage: Eukaryota; Metazoa; Chordata; Amphibia; Anura; Pelobatidae
Source: the annotation of a GenBank genome assembly